GGCUGAAAGCAGGAUUAGUCUGCACACCAGGGAGCAACCAUGGAGAGCAUUUGGAGCGCGUCCACAAUGCUAACGACUCUCCUUGUGCUCUUGUUAUCGGUAAUCGGCCAGACGGACGGUCAGAAAACUUAUAAGAAGGGAUAUCUUGAUCCAGCCUCGACGAAUUAUGUGCUGCUUGAUCCUGUUCCUGGGACAAAUCAGGCGCGGGCGUUUUGCCUCGCCAGAGGGGCCUGCCGGUAUAAGAUCCUCACAUGUCCCGAGCAAUGCCCCGAGAGGAAGCCUCAACGCAACAGGAAGGUGAAGGGCUGCUUCCUCGACUGCAGCAGCAAGUGUGAAGCCACUUGCAAGUUUAGAAAAGCCAGAUGCACGGGAUUCGGCUCUCUCUGCUACGAUCCUCGGUUUGUAGGUGGAGAUGGGGUGAUGUUCUACUUCCACGGUGCCAAGGGAGGAAACUUUGCGAUUGUCUCUGAUGAGAAACUCCACAUCAACGCCCACUUCAUUGGAACCCGGCCCCAAGGCAGAACCCGGGACUUCACUUGGGUCCAGGCACUGUCUGUCAUGUUUGACACCCACACCCUUGUGAUCGCUGCGAAGAGGGUCCAGCACUGGGACGAUAACCUCGACUCCCUUCUCGUUCAUUGGGAUGGCGAGGCUGUAAAUGUCCCCAUUGACGGGGAGGCCGAGUGGAGGGUGGAGACAGAAGAAAGAGUUGUAAAGGUUGAGAGGACUGACGACCUUAACACCAUAAGGGUGACAGUUUCCGGGCUCGUGGAGAUGGACAUAAACAUAAUGCCAAUUGGGGAAGAGGAGAACCGGGUCCACAACUAUCAAUUACCGUCGCACGAUGCUUUUGCCCAUCUGGAGAUGCAGUUCAGGUUCAAGAACCUAACAGAUCUCGUGGAAGGAGUCUUGGGCAAGACAUACAGGUCUGCAUAUGUUAGCCCGGUGAAGGUCGGGGUCCCAAUGCCGAUGAUGGGAGGAGAGGACAGGUACGAGACACCGACCCUGUACUCGCCUCUCUGCAAAGUCUGCAGAUUCCAGAGACCACUGUCCAAGCACCCGAGAACCGAAGGAGCUUCUCAGUACUGAUAAGAGAGACCAUCAAUCUAACAGGAGUCUGAUGUUUUGUUUUCUCCAAGGUUUCAACUAGCGAGCGCAGCCGUCUGUCUUAUGUAUGUGCUUAUAUAUGAUCUUGUUUUGAUCUUCUGCUUCAUGGGUUUGUGUGUAGAAAUAAAGGCCAAAGCUUGGCUAUUAUAAUAAGCUCAAAUACUUUCAGUCAGAUUAUGUAGUGUCAUAGUCAAACAUCAUUUAUGUUCUACCUUAUUGCUUAAUUCUUUGCAGCUUCUUACUCACUCAAAUCUUUCCUGUUCUUUCUCAUUGAU
Messenger RNA from Punica granatum (pomegranate), 1382 nucleotides. Lineage: Eukaryota; Viridiplantae; Streptophyta; Magnoliopsida; Myrtales; Lythraceae. The record is from RefSeq and is a predicted model, not a curated record.